Molecule: messenger RNA, 1041 nt
Organism: Dentiscutata erythropus
Lineage: Eukaryota; Fungi; Glomeromycota; Glomeromycetes; Diversisporales; Gigasporaceae
Source: the annotation of a GenBank genome assembly
AUGAGUUCACUUAAAGCUUGGUUUAAUGCGGCCAUUAGUGGAAGAGAGUUUAAUGAAAUUCUAUAUGACGACCUAAAAGAGCUUGUUCAUAUUGGUCGUGGAGCUUUCGGAGAAGUCUAUAAGGCAAACUGUGUAUCUAUUGAAAAUACUGUUGCGGUGAAAAAGAUCUUUAAAUCCUACCUCGAGAAACAGGACGAGUUUGGCGCUUUUAUUAAAGAGCUAAAAUUACAUAGGCAACUUGAUAAUAACAGGAUAAUUAAAUUUAUUGGAAUCAGCAAAGGCCUUAGUGAUCCAGCAAUUUGGAUAAGUAUUGAGAAAGGUGCUCGGGAAGCUCCAAUUUCCAAUACUCCUGUCGGGUAUAUAGAGCUAUAUAAAAAAUUUUGGGAUACAUACCCAUAUCGGAGACCAAAUAUUAGCGAGAUUGUUACUUGUCUAAGCACGAUGCGUUUAGAGCCUGUAUACGAUUCAACAUCAUCACAGUUAGAAACUAGCAGAAGUUUAAACUCGCAUCUAUCAUCUAUAAUAGGCACAGAUCAUAAUUCGACAUUAACGUUUGAUGAUAAGUUUGUGAUUUCAUUAAAGUCGAGCGACGAAACACUUGAUUAUGGUAAAUGCAAAUGUGGACACAAAUUCACUAAUGUUGAAUGGUGCAAUAAAUGUGAAUCUGAAAAUUUUCAAAGCAACUUCAAUCAUUGGACAAGUGGUGGAUAUUCCACGAUUAAUUCAGCAAUAUGGCGUGACGGACCACGUGAAGAAUGGGAUGAGAAAACAUGUCGAUGGAAAAGAGCUUCUAAUACUAAAGUGAUCGUAAGAUAUUCGAAAGAGUCUACGUCAGAUAUCUCUAUGUGGUUGAAAGAAGUUAAACUACAUUUAUGUUGUGAUAAAACUAUUCAGUGCUAUGGAAUCACAAGAAACCAUCUAACUGGCGAAUAUGGGUUAGUCCAAAAAUAUGCAAGUUAUGGUGAUUUACGUUCUUUUAUUAGUCAAAAAGCUUUUAUUGGAUGGUGGCAAAAAUUAAAGAUACUAGAAGGAAUUAUUUAG